CAUUGUUCUCGGUGCCCCACGGGCUUGAGCCGGGGUGAAUCCGGAGGGGCCGGGCCGAGCCCAGGGGCGCUUUUGCGCGCGAAGCAGCCGCUAGAGCAGGACCUGGUCUCCCGAGAGGUGAGCCGGAGAGGCAGGCCUGGAGCUGCGCGGACCCCGGGCAGUAGCCCGAGCGGGACUACUUGUUGAUAUCUGAGGAGGGAAGUGUCUUACCUGAGAGCCUGGCUGGAGAAGACUGGGGUUCAAGGCUUGAAGCCUAAGUGAUUGCCCCAGGACCGUGGAUGAUGGCUGCAGAGAUCCCGAGAGUGACCACUCCGCUGAGCCCCUUGGUCCAGGUGCCUCAAGUGGAAGAUAGACAGAAGGAGGAGGUCACCACCAUGAUCCUGGAGGAUGACUCCUGGGUGCAGGAAGCUGUGUUGCAGGAGGAUGGCCCUGAGUCUGAGCCCUUUCCCCAGAGUGCUGGCAAGGGCAGCUCCCAGGAGGAGGUGACCAGGGGACCACAGGGUGCACUCAGCCGCCUCCGAGAGCUCUGUCGGCGCUGGCUGAGGCCAGAGGUACACACCAAGGAGCAGAUGUUAACCAUGCUACCAAAGGAAAUUCAGGCUUGGCUGCAAGAGCAUCGGCCUGAAAGCAGUGAGGAGGCAGCGGCCCUGGUGGAAGACUUGACCCAGACCCUUCGGGACAGUGAUUUUGAGAUACAGAGUGAAAAUGGGGAGAACUGUAAUCAAGACAUGUUUGAGAAUGAAUCACGUGAGAUAUUCUCUGAAAUGCCUGAAGGUGAAAGUGCUCAGCACUCCGAUAGGGAAAGUGACUUUGAGAGAGAUGAUGGCGUCCAGAGGGCCCAGGGACACACCCCAGGCGAGGACCACGGGGAGGUGCUCUCUCAGGACAGGGAAGUUGGGCAGCUCAUAGGCCUGCAGGGCACCUACUUGGGGGAGAAGCCCUACGAAUGUCCCCAGUGUGGGAAGACCUUCAGCCGGAAAUCCCACCUCAUCACACACGAGAGGACCCACACAGGAGAGAAAUACUACAAAUGUGAUGAAUGUGGAAAAAGCUUUAGUGAUGGUUCAAACUUUAGUAGACACCAAACCACUCACACUGGGGAGAAGCCCUACAAAUGCAGAGACUGUGGGAAGAGCUUUAGCCGGAGUGCCAACCUCAUAACCCACCAGAGGAUCCACACGGGGGAGAAGCCCUUCCAGUGUGCCGAGUGUGGCAAGAGCUUCAGCAGGAGUCCCAACCUCAUCGCACAUCAGCGCACCCACACUGGAGAGAAACCCUACUCGUGCCCUGAGUGUGGAAAGAGCUUUGGCAACCGAUCCAGCCUUAACACCCAUCAGGGGAUCCACACUGGAGAAAAGCCCUACGAAUGUAAAGAAUGCGGCGAAAGCUUUAGUUACAACUCCAACCUAAUCAGACACCAGAGAAUCCACACAGGAGAGAAACCCUAUAAAUGUACAGACUGUGGGCAGAGGUUCAGCCAGAGCUCAGCCCUCAUCACCCACCGGAGAACCCACACAGGAGAGAAACCCUACCAGUGCAGUGAGUGUGGGAAAAGCUUCAGCCGCAGCUCCAACCUGGCCACGCACCGGAGAACCCACAUGGUGGAGAAGCCCUAUAAGUGUGGGGUGUGCGGGAAGAGCUUCAGCCAGAGCUCCAGUCUGAUCGCACACCAGGGUAUGCACACAGGGGAGAAACCCUACGAGUGCCUGACAUGUGGGGAGAGCUUCAGCUGGAGCUCCAACCUCCUCAAGCACCAGAGGAUCCACACAGGAGAGAAGCCCUACAAAUGCAGCGAGUGUGGGAAAUGCUUCAGCCAGCGCUCCCAACUCGUAGUGCACCAACGGACCCACACAGGCGAGAAGCCCUACAAAUGCCUCAUGUGCGGCAAGAGCUUCAGCCGGGGCUCCAUUCUGGUCAUGCACCAGAGAGCCCAUUUGGGAGACAAGCCCUACAGGUGCCCUGAGUGUGGGAAAGGCUUUAGUUGGAACUCGGUCCUCAUUAUACAUCAGCGAAUCCACACUGGGGAGAAGCCCUACAAAUGCCCCGAGUGUGGCAAAGGCUUCAGCAACAGCUCUAACUUUAUCACACAUCAGAGAACUCACAUGAAAGAGAAACUUUAUUGAAGUGGCAAAGAGCGAAAGUGAGGGACUGGCCUGGAGUGGGAGUUGCCACACUGCCCCAGCAGUGAUUCCCUUUCAAAGAGCCGGGCUUCCUAAACAUUCUGUGGGGUUUUGCCAGAAUCUUCCCCUUGCUCAUCCUCAUUUCCAGGACACUGUCAUUUUAGUGGUCUGAGUCAAGUCCCAUAUACAUUCAAGAACAGGGCAUAGGAGUGGAAGGUCUGGAAAGUUGGGUCUUUUUCCCUUACAUUGGGUGACUUGAUUGGCCCCCUCUCUCGUGAUUCCUCUGUGCCUCAGUUUCCUCUUUGGUAAAAUGGGGGGGGAAAUGUUUCUCCACGUGGAAUGGAAGACAGCAUGGCUCAGAACGUGGGCCAAGUCCUCAGAGAAAUACUGGAAAUCUUUGGUGUGGUUCUGGUUGUUUUGUUGUUUUGCUGCUACAUUGUUGGGCUAAGGUGCCUUCACCCCAAGCUGUUAGUGUUCCAGAGCUCCCUGCCCAUGCUAGAAUCUGCUCUUCUGGCUUUGGUGCCUUGGGCUUUGAUUUCAGGUCAACGUGGAGGGGCUUCUCCAGUUCUGAGUCAUCCACAUGAAGAUAAAGCCCCUUUCUAUUUCCAGAAAGUGUCAGGAGCACAGAAACAUGAGGACGUACAGCCUGGAGCCAGUGUCCCAG
Mandrillus leucophaeus (drill) is the source of this 2784-nucleotide messenger RNA. RefSeq names its product zinc finger and SCAN domain containing 2 (gene ZSCAN2). The coding region runs from base 279 to 2123 and encodes 614 amino acids. The record is from RefSeq and is a predicted model, not a curated record. Gene Ontology annotation, molecular function: RNA polymerase II cis-regulatory region sequence-specific DNA binding; DNA-binding transcription factor activity. The transcript has 3 exons. Gene Ontology annotation, biological process: regulation of transcription by RNA polymerase II. NCBI's taxonomy places the organism in Eukaryota, Metazoa, Chordata, Mammalia, Primates, Cercopithecidae.